AUUUCCUGCGACGGGAUUUGUGUUCUCGUCACAUGUUUUGACGGUAGCUUGAAAAUUUGAAGAUUUGAUUUAUUAACGCUCAGUUCAGUUGAAUUGUCUCGUAUAUUGAAAAUCAUGUCGUUUUUAGAGGACGAGUGCUCGAGCAGCCUAACGGGUGCACAUUCACGACUGGAGAGCUAUGUUUUUAGCUGUCAGUUAUCCUCUGAAGUGCCCUUCUACACCUUUCAAGGCGAGGAGGAAGAGGAUUUGGAGCAUUUUUUAGAGCUCCGUACGAUCUGCCUUGGGGAAGGGGCUAAAGAGGAGAACAAUGUGGUGGAGGUGACUGCCAUGAAUCACCAAGGGAAGAAGAUUUCAGUGCCAGUAGCAAAUCUCCACAUAUCUUGUCUUCCCAUGGUAAGCCUGGGAGAAUUUGAAUUGAUGGCACCUGUGACGCUACGCCUGAAAUCAGGAAGUGGGCCGGUGACUGUUAGUGGAUUACAUCUAGUUGCUUCAGAGAAUGAAGAGUCAGAAGUAUCUGAUGAAGAUGAUGACUCUGAGGAGGAAAUGCCCCCCAUUAAGCCAGCCAAAAAGAAACAGAAAGUGUAGAGUCAACAUUUUAUGAAGAUUUCACUAAGUUUUAUACAACAUAAUGUUCCAUACAUUUUCAAUACAGUUAAUAUGGACAGCAGAGCAAAAAAAAAAAAAAAGUGAAGGUUGAAUAUUUUUUAAAGAAUUAUGUGGACUAGCUCCAUGUACAUUUUGUGAUUCUUCAAGUGAAAAGUGUUUUAACAGUUAACCUGUUAAGUUCCAAAAUGCUGUACGUUUUUGUGUAGUACAAGCAGUUCUUGCUUGUCUUUGGCUAUAGGAUAUGUGGCAUUUCGGAACAAAACUGUAUUUCCUUGUGGAGUUAAAACGUUUACUGUUCAUUUGUUGAGGGACAGUUAAAGGUUCACUAAGAAAUGUUUUCAUAUUGUUGGAUUACUAUUAAUUAGCCUUAAGGACAUUCACCAGCACUGUUUCCUGCAGCUGUGCAAGCGUGACUUUAACUUUUUUUUUUUCCUUCUUAAAUGUGGUAAGGGUGUUGAUGGCACAUUUCAAUGAUAAGUGUUGAAACACAAAGGACUGCCAUGGUUGACUUUUUUGUACAUUUUAUAGGUUUUCUGAAUUAAAAUACUUUCAUCUGUA
Molecule: messenger RNA, 1164 nt
Organism: Ictalurus punctatus (channel catfish)
Lineage: Eukaryota; Metazoa; Chordata; Actinopteri; Siluriformes; Ictaluridae
Gene: npm3
Product: nucleophosmin/nucleoplasmin, 3
Exons: 5
Coding region: 115-585 (156 amino acids)
Biological process (GO): chromatin remodeling
Cellular component (GO): nucleoplasm; cytoplasm; nucleolus
Molecular function (GO): chromatin binding; histone binding; RNA binding
Source: RefSeq, a predicted model, not a curated record